Saccharomyces eubayanus is the source of this 612-nucleotide messenger RNA. RefSeq names its product Loc1p. The record is from RefSeq and is a predicted model, not a curated record. Gene Ontology annotation, biological process: ribosomal large subunit biogenesis; intracellular mRNA localization. Gene Ontology annotation, molecular function: mRNA binding. The transcript has a single exon. Gene Ontology annotation, cellular component: nucleolus; preribosome, large subunit precursor. Lineage: Eukaryota; Fungi; Ascomycota; Saccharomycetes; Saccharomycetales; Saccharomycetaceae. The coding region runs from base 1 to 612 and encodes 203 amino acids.
AUGGCGCCAAAAAAGCCUUCCAACAGACAAACGUUAAGGAGAGAGGUUGCCCCUGAAGUGUUUCAAGACUCACAAGCCAGAAACCAGUUGGCUAAUGUUCCUCAGCUUACCGAAAAAUCUGCUCAGCGCAAGCCUACCAGAACAAAGGUAAGAAAAGAACAAUCUCUCGCUAGACUUUACGGUGCUAAGAAGGAUAAGAAGGGAAAAUAUUCUGAGAAAGAUUUAGACAUUCCAACACUAAACAGAGCUAUCGUUCCAGGUGUUAAAAUAAGGAGAGGAAAGAAAGGUAAGAAGUUCAUUGCCGAUGAUGACAGUUUGACUUUAAACCGUUUAAUAAAAACUAUUGGUGACAAAUAUGACGAUAUAGCUGAAAGUAAGUUAGAAAAGGCUAGAAGAUUAGAAGAGAUACGAGAAUUGAAGAGAAAAGAAAUUGAGAGAAAGGAAGCGCUGAAACAAGAUAAGCUUGAAGAGAAAAAAGAUGAGAUCAAGAAGAAAUCUUCAGUUGCAAGAGUUUUACGUAGAAAGAACAAACGUGACAUGUUGAAAAGCGAAGCUGGCCCCAGUGAAGAUAAACCUAAAGAAAAGAAGGUGAAGAAGGUUUCAUUUGCUUAA